AUGUCUCCGAAUGUUGUGUUAGAAGAAGUGGUCCGUGAUGAUGAUGAUCAUCAUCAUGAGGAAAUUUCUCAUCCUUCCCGAACAAGACAUUCUCAUCAGCAUCAUCCGAUGAUCCCUUCCUCCCAUCAUCAUCAAACCACCAUCCCAUCGGAUCAUGAGGCUCCUUCUUCCUUCACGUUGGCACUUAUAAAAUCUCAUCCGAGAAAAUUAAUGCUUUAUUGGUUGAGUUGUGUUGUAAAAUUUACGUUUGCAAUCAUUGUGUUUGCAGUGGCCAUUAAUACAUUUGUGGCUUUAGGAGAUGUGGAUGAAUUGGAAAAAUAUGAUAAAACAAUGACAAGUAAAUUGACGGCAUUUAUGGUGGGAGUUUCAUUGUUACAUUUGUUUACGGGAACGGUGAUGGUGGUAGGAUCGGUGUGUGGAAUUGUGGCAAGUCUGUAUCCGGGUAGUAAGCCAAGUAAUGUCGUGAGCGACAGUAUGGGUGUGUCCAUUCAUGGCUCCGGAGCUGCAGUUGGAGAUUUUGGACAAAGUUUGGGAAGUGCUGUCGAUCAGGCGAAUAGAAACAUGUGGAAUCCAAUUUUUAUUUCUAGAGCUUUGAAAACUGCAAAUAUACGUUAUUAUUGUAGUAUUAUUUGGUUGGUGUGUUCAGUGUUGACAAUAUUAUUUCAGGUUGGACGAAUGAUUUUAGCAGGUGUAGGCGUGAGUGUCAUGCAUUUAAUGAUUGAGAGAUUCAAGUCCAUGCCAGAAUUAGAUGUACAGACAGAUGUAAUUAUUUUAAUUUUAACAUCGGUGGUUGCACUAGCUGCAUGCUCUCCAUUUAUCGUAUUGAGUUUUAUUGCCACUAGAAGAAUUCGCAACUAUAAAAAGGAACUGGAAAAACAACAGGAAUUGAUUAAAGACUCCGUCAUGGAUGACAUGGAUUCCACAGACCUCGAGUUGAAUCGAUCCAACACAUCUGUAUAG
Messenger RNA from Naegleria lovaniensis, 960 nucleotides. RefSeq lists its product as uncharacterized. The coding region runs from base 1 to 960 and encodes 319 amino acids. The transcript is spliced from 2 exons. NCBI's taxonomy places the organism in Eukaryota, Heterolobosea, Eutetramitea, Acrasida, Naegleriidae. The record is from RefSeq and is a predicted model, not a curated record.